AAUAAGAUCCAUCAAUCACGGAAUGCAAUUAAACAUUAAAUGCACUUAUUUAAUCCUGUGUCCAACUAAUUCUAAGCAAUAUGUGAACCUCAUUGAAAGUACACACGUAAUCUUAUCUGCUUGAUGCCAGAUAAUUGUGCAAUUCAGACCCAAAUGUCAAAUGUUCUGUAUUGCAUUUACAUUUAAUAUCAUAAUAUUGUGAGUAAAGGUAGUACUAAAGUCCAUUCUGCAGUCAAGUCGUAGUGUUAGCACAUACCUAUUUCAAAUACUAGUGGUUGCAUUUAAGUUUUGAAAAUAUGUAUCGUUGGAUUUGGUAUGGAGUAUCGGUUUUUGGUCUUUUGAAGUUAAUCCGUGUUCUGUUGACCAAAUGGAGGGGAACGAUCGACAGGCAUAAUGAGAUCAAUGCAAAAGGUAAAAAUGUUAUUAUUACUGGAGCCACGAGCGGAAUCGGCCAAGCAGUCGUAAUGGAGAUGGCUGACCGUGACGCCAAUGUCAUUUUGGCCUGCAGAGAUAUAACUAAAGCUAAGGCCACGGUGACACACAUUAGGAACAGGACAUCACGGGGGCAGUUGAUUGUAAUGGAGCUCGACUUGGCGUCACUCGAAUCUGUGAGAAAGUUUGCAAGGGAAUUCAAGAAUAAAUACGAAAAACUGGACAUCUUAGUUAACAAUGCAGGCUUGAUGAUCUCUCCAGAUAAGCGGUUAAAAACCAAGGAUGGAUUCGAGAUGCAUUUUGGAGUAAAUCAUUUGGGCCACUUUUUACUAACAAAUUUAUUGUUAGACCCCCUAAAGAACGCUGCUCCGAGCAGAGUGGUAACUCUGAGUUCCAUGGCUCAUUCUUGGGGCGCGGUCAACAUAAACGAUCUCAUGUCUGAAAAAACGGCUCCUAAAGAUCAUUUCAUGGUCAGUGGCUUGUAUUCUAAUUCUAAGUUGGGAAACGCUUUGUUCAACAAAGAAUUAGGCAAACGACUGACCGGAACAGGCGUCCAUUCAUAUUCCCUUUGUCCAGGAAUGGUCUUUACAAACAUAGGAAAAAACUUGAAUGUCCCAUUCAUCCUACACUUGUUUCGUCCAUUGUUUUGGUACCUAUUGAGAUCUCCUACAGAGGGGGCUGCUACAGUGCUAUAUUGUGCUUUGAGCAAAAAUGUUGCCCACCAAACCGGACAAAUGUACUAUAAUUGCAAGUUUUGGGACCCAAGCACAAGAAUUGAAUUAACGGAUAAAGCUGCAUCUGAACUUUGGACUGCAAGCGCAAAAUUAGUUGGAAUGAAAUAAAUAAUAACUUCAAAUUAUUCUAGCAG
This is a messenger RNA of Folsomia candida, 1300 nucleotides long. RefSeq names its product retinol dehydrogenase 12. The transcript has 4 exons. The record is from RefSeq and is a predicted model, not a curated record. NCBI's taxonomy places the organism in Eukaryota, Metazoa, Arthropoda, Collembola, Entomobryomorpha, Isotomidae. Bases 297 to 1274 code for a protein of 325 amino acids.